CGUCCUCCAUUUAGGUGCAAUUCCCAGAAUAUGAACAGCUCAAAAAAAUGGGAAAACUGAGUCCAUUGAGUUAGUUUUGCUGGUUUUCUGUGAGAAAGAGGGAAGCCUGGGCUUGUUUCUAGCCCUUGCUGGCCUGACUGACCAGCCUGACAAUGUGUGCAUGACCCCAAACUAGGAGGGCAAGAAAAGGCUUUACUACAAACUUGUUGAACUGGAGAAAUAGUAGAGGUUAGGGUGGCUGUGGAGGAGAAAAUGGGCACACUGGAAGUGAGCAGGCAGCAGCAGCUGCAGAAGGAUGUGGAAUGAGAAUGGGGCACAAGCUGACACUGAACCCACAGGAGGCAGAUAAAUACUGUUUCUGGAUUUAGAGAUAACACUUCCCCUUUACUUGGUGCUGGAGGACUGGCCUUGGAAAAAGGAUCCAGGUCUGGGUGAGAGAUCUGAGAAGAGACCUCAGCCCUCUAUGGAAAGCUGGGGGGAAUCGAGGCAGGAGAAGAGAGGCGUGCAGGACAUUUGCAAGCAUGCUGUAAUGCAUAUGGGGAAUGAUAAAGGAGAUUUAAGUCCUGGCAAAGUCUUUCCCCCUUGGAGAUGGCUAAGCACAGGAAUAGGCUAGCUGAAAGGGACUCCGCUGCCAGGGGUGGCUGGGGUACCUGCUCCUGUGCCUGAGGAGGUGGGAUUCCCCCAAAUCCUCUGUUUGUAGGAGCCUGGCAGUGAGUGGUGUGAUGCUGAGAGCUUCACCUCGGAGGGGCUGGAGCUAGCUUGCGGUGCUGCCACACUUCUGCCAGGAAGCACGGUCCGUCCGAGCCCUGGUGGCACGGCUGAGGGUCUUCCUGGGAAACCUUCUCGUAUCCUUGCUCUUGCAGAUGCCAUGGCCUGUGGGACGGGGCGCUUGUUAGCUGUUGGGUGGAAGAGAGGAGUUGUGCCUGAGGCCGCUGAGCAUGGUGUCUCCUGGCUAUCACAGCACCUCAUGCUGCACCCCAUGAGGAUGGAACAGCGGAUGCCACCGCUCAUUCUGGAGGCACGGUCCGAAUUGGAUAAGUACCUUUCAAACGAGGUGCCACCCAUCCCAAUGAUACCAGACAAGAAGUACCGUCGGGAGAGUGCCUCAGUGGUGGAUGAGUUCUUCUCCACAGAGAAGCCCACUUCUACGCCGUACAGCGUGAACAUCAAUGUGAUUCUGCCAGACACGACGCACCUGCGCACUGGACUUUACCGGCCACCCAAACCCAUGACGCCAUUCCCACAGAUCAAAACAGAGCCUGGCACCAGCUUCGCCCAGCCCUGCUCUUCUGCCUCCGGCUCCACGCAGACCCUGCCCGACUUCACCAGUGUCUUCAGCAUGCCCCAGUCAGUGGCAGUGAACAACAUCUUCAUCAAGCAGGAGAUGCCUUCUGAGAUCCCCUUAUCCACCAAUCCACAGCAAUCCCAGCUUUACCAGAUGCCUCUUGGCAACGGAAGCGCUGACAUUACCACUCUGACAUCCUCCUCCAACAGCACCACAGCCAUCAACAGUCUCAGUGGUGUUACCAUGUCCACAGGUAACACCAUGUCCAGUGUGGUCCACAGACCUGUCCAGCCAGGGGGGCCAGUUAAGCAGUACCCACAUGUCUCCCAGGGACAGGGAAACUUCAGCCUCUCAGGGCAGUUCUACCCUGCUCCAGGGGUGAACCUGCCCCCUUCACCCCCCAACUCACAGCCUGGCAGCCCAGAAAAUCAACCUGAGCUCAUCAACACCAUCUCUCCCCCACCAUCUUAUGAAGCCACUUUUGGACUGAAGUUGGUCCAGUCGUCCCAGGUCCCCCCAGUCCCCAAUGGCCUUGGGACGCUCUCCCAAGGGCACAUUGUCAUGCAGCCCCCCAAAUACAACAGACGCAACAACCCUGAGCUGGAGAAAAGGAGAAUCCAUCACUGCGAUUACCCAGGUUGCUCAAAAGUUUAUACCAAGAGCUCUCACCUGAAGGCACAUCAGAGGACUCACACAGGCGAGAAGCCCUAUAAAUGCACAUGGGAAGGCUGCGACUGGCGCUUUGCCCGCUCCGACGAGCUGACCCGGCACUAUCGGAAGCACACGGGCGCCAAGCCCUUCAAGUGCCUAGCCUGCGGCCGGUGCUUCUCCCGCUCCGACCAUCUGGCUCUCCACAUGAAGCGGCACCAAAACUAGGAGCCGCCUACGUUCGCCACUUCUCCAAGAGCAGCUGAAACUCUUUUCUUUUCCGAGGGGGCCUCUCCUCUUCUCGUACGUAGGAACAAACCCAUGCUGUGAUCAACCGGCAGGGCAAGGGUGGUGGGCAAGCCCCCUCUGCAAGCCCUGUCCCCAACUGUUUCUCGUUUUCAAAGAAAUCUCAUUAAAAAAGAGUUGUAAUUACAGACUGAUCUCAUGACGAGGCUACCGGCAGCGCUGGGGCGAUGGACCUUGGAUUCCAAAGGGCUUUCUUCCAGCAAACCUGCUAUUUAUUUGUCACUCAGGAGCAACUGUCCUUCGUGUCUCAAGCUGUUUGGGAUUUUUUUACCCCUUUCGGGGCAGUGCCUUUGGUGAGCCUGAGGAGGUUGUGACGGGUUGGUAGCCUGGCCGUACGUGAGAGGUCUCACUUCAAACUGUUGGUGCAAUCCUCUUGGACUGCCCCAUGGCGUGGCCGUGGUACCUCUGAUGUGCGAGAACAGGAGCAUGUGCCCAGGGCUGUUUGGGUUGACAAUCCCAGUCUCUGUGGGGGCAUAGAAGAAAGGGUCUAUGACAUACUCACCUGACGUGCCUUCAAGCAAGGGACAGCACAAAAGCAGGUGACAAAAGCCAUCAUCUGUGUCCCCUGGAGCCCACCUGCGGUUUCCUGGCAGCCAGCUCACUCGGGGCUGCGAAUAUCUGCCCUGCUUGGCCAGGUUUUUUGGUCGUGUCCUUAGCAUUUCUGCUUCCAAGAUAAAUUUUGACUUCAGGUGUCUCUGGGAGGACCAGCAUGGAUCUUGAAGCCCCCCAGAGGACUGCAAAAAAAGCCACUGAUAAAGCUCUGGUUUCCCAGAACACACUGUGCCUUUCUCCAAAAAGCACUGGGCAGGCUCUGCUCAUGCCUUGAACAUGCACACAAGGGAUCAGUCAUCGCCAAUCACACCAGUCUUUUGCUGUUGCCAUUUCAUCACAUUCAGACAGAAAAGAAAAAAAGAAAAAAGCAUCUUUGAAAAAAAUUCCAAUAAAUCCUGCUGUUCAGAUUGUAAUCAUGUUACCUACCUCACAGGUUCACUGCCUCGGGCUCCGUAAGGCACCUUCCCUCUUCUUCUGUGGGGCGCUGUGACGCGUGGGGCACAUCAGCCAUUCUUCAAAGUCUACCGGGGGUUAAACUUAGGCAGAACAAGAACCAGGCCAUGGCAGUUUAAACAGCAGCCGUGCAGGUAAUAAAUAAAUCAGGAGCAAAUAAUGGGCCCAGUGCGUUCAACAGAAUAUUGAUUUCCCCCACACCGUCCUCCUCUUUUAUUCUUCCUCGAACAAAUUUAAGUAACGCGCAGGCUGAUGCGCAUCUGCAGCGUGAACUGAAAGGCCAUGCCAAACCGUGGCAUCUUCAGGCGGUGGAAAUUUGAAGGCCACCCCUCUCUGCUAUUGCCAAACCGCACAUUAGCCGAAAACCAUAGCUGGGUUCCUGGUUGUCCUUUGCCUUGGAUAAAGAAAACUGAUCACACCUGCGGUGCACGUAGCUGGUCUGGUGUGACAGGAGAGGAGGGCAGGAAGGAUUUGAGGGGGGGUGAGGUGUGCGUGCUGUAGUGUAGGCUUUGGGAUGGAUGAUGUGCCCGGGGCUGGUGGUGCAGCGCUGCAGUGAACCCUUCGUGUGGCUCUUUGGCAAGAAGCCUCCUCUUUUCUCCGUGCCACCAGGGAGGGUGGGAAUGGAGGGGUGAAGUCAGGCCACUGAAUUGCUGGGAGCUGGCUUGGGUGACUUUCCCUGACAGUGCGUGGCAAGGGCUUUUCAGACCUCAGCACUGGGGUCUUUGCCUGGCUGGAGGGUUUGAUGACGGCACCCUCUUGACACCGCGUUCAACGGAGGAUUGGAGAGCCUGGCUCUUAAAUCAGCUUUUGCUGACCAUGUGUAUGUCCUCCAUGUUCUUUUUCCAACUCUUUCCUUGCUUGUCAUCACAGCUUGCUGGGGAUCGGCAGGUGCUGGUGCAAAUGGGCUUGUUUGCCAUCUGCCUUGUUGGCUGUGGGGUCUGGCUCCUCUUCAGGGCAGAGAGCAGGACCUUGCCAAUGCCACCACUGUGACCUGGGCUCCUCCUUUUUCCCACCUCACCUUGGAGGUUGGGUUGAGCUAUAUGAGUGAGUAGGGCAUGCAGUGCCAUCUUCUCCCCAAAAAUGGGGGGGGGGGUAGGAAUGGUGCAUGGCCUGAAGCCUCCAUGCAGGGGACAGUUUUACCUCUUGCUUCUGCUUUGAGAUGGGUCUGGAGAGCCUCAGGGAAGGUCUCUGAUGAUGGAAGAACCCCUCGGAGAAUGGCGGUGGUGCAGGGUGUAGGAGCGUGCGUGUCUGCCAGCACGGGCGGGUUGAGCUCACGCCAAAGGAAUUUCAGGGUAGCGUGGAGGUGCCUCAGCCCCGCUGGUGUCUCCAGGAAGCUCAGGCUGGCUCGGUGGGGCUGGUGGGGACCCAACGCAGCCGUGCUGGGACCUGCUGGGCUCCACCCGGCUUCGCUGGCACCCGUUCAGCUCCUCAGCGGGUGAGCCCUGGCACGGCGAGCCGGCGGCACCGUGGUCUCCGCGUACCCCCCCCACGGGGAGCCAGCAGCCCCCACGGCUGUAACUGCAACCUCCACGUGGGAAGACCUUUUUUUUUUUGGUGUAUCCUUUGUGGUUGAACCUCCUAAAGGUGUGAGCCAAACUACAGGGUACAAGGUCAGCCCAGCCGCCGCCUGUGCCAUCAGGCUGGUCGUGGGGUUAGCCCUCACCCGUGGGCCUCUCAGAGGGGUCUCACUGACCCCCCCUCUUUUUUUUGGAGAAGGAAACCUCCGCUCCGCCCUCCCCCACCCCUCCAUUUCCAUCUCUCCCUCCCCUGCUGUGCUGAUGGGGCCCAAAACCUGUUUGCUGAAAAACGGUACAAAGCCAAAACAACCAACAGGCAGCUUUAAAUCUUAGGGGAAUUUUAAAUAAUUUUCCUGAUGAUCUUGUUUUUUUUCACUACAGGAAAAAAAAAAAAAAUCUAUCUGCUCAUCCUCACAUAGACUCUGUGUGUGUGUAUAUAUAUAUAUAUAUUUUUUUUUUUUUUAUUUGAUGGGGGUGCAGAGGAAGAAGUGUCUUAACAAAAAAACACCCCAAUCCUGUACUGCUUCCCAAGCAGCACUGCUGGUCUGCAUGCAAAACGCUGACAUGCAAAUGUUUUACUAGUGCAAAGGCAACACUUUAAAAAAAAAAAGUCUCUGAAGGAAAACCACAGCAAGCCUUGGCUUUUAUUUCUCUAUUUUUGUGUGUACAGAAGUGGACAGCCUCUAACCUUGCAUUUCAUUGCAGCUCUCGGUGGCUGAGGGCAGCUAUUCCCCAGGAGAAAGCCGGGGGAGACGGGGAGUGAUGCUGACCGGAGCAAAGCCCCUCUUUUUUGCUACGGGAGGGACGGCUCGGAGCCGAGCGACAUAGCUGGGGGUGUGUGAACCCCAGCUGAAUGAAGGUCCCUCCAUCCCCAGUCCCCUGGGACACUUAGGUGACAGGGACAUUGGAAAAGGUUUGCAAGCCCAGGAGGCUUUGCAAGCUGGGUUUGGUGCAGAACAAAUGCCAGUCUGGCCGGGAGGCGGGUGCCUCAUCUCUGCUGCGCGUGUAUCAUAGCGGGGAAAAAAAAAAAAAAAAAUCGCUGUAAAUAGGAAAAGAGCACUGUAUCGCUUCGCGGGUCUGCGUGGAUUGAAAGUGAUCGUUUACUGUCCGAGAUGAACACAAUGUGAAAAAAAAAUUGGGACCUGGAAAACUUGGGUGGAAGGUUUAUUUUUCCGGUGAUGCUUUUGUUUGUUACAUAACCCCUCUCCCCCUGAAACUCCCCUAUGACUAUUAAUCUAUCUCAUAUUUUGUAAUAAAAUUUUAUCAUGUGGA
Messenger RNA from Aquila chrysaetos chrysaetos, 6033 nucleotides. Its product is annotated as Krueppel-like factor 5. The record is from RefSeq and is a predicted model, not a curated record. Gene Ontology annotation, biological process: regulation of transcription by RNA polymerase II. NCBI's taxonomy places the organism in Eukaryota, Metazoa, Chordata, Aves, Accipitriformes, Accipitridae. Bases 869 to 2161 code for a protein of 430 amino acids. Gene Ontology annotation, molecular function: RNA polymerase II cis-regulatory region sequence-specific DNA binding; DNA-binding transcription factor activity, RNA polymerase II-specific. The transcript is spliced from 5 exons.